Molecule: messenger RNA, 5683 nt
Organism: Polyodon spathula (Mississippi paddlefish)
Lineage: Eukaryota; Metazoa; Chordata; Actinopteri; Acipenseriformes; Polyodontidae
Product: kinesin light chain 1-like
Exons: 18
Coding region: 443-2350 (635 amino acids)
Biological process (GO): microtubule-based movement
Cellular component (GO): membrane-bounded organelle; kinesin complex; cytoplasm
Molecular function (GO): kinesin binding
Source: RefSeq, a predicted model, not a curated record
ACGUCUUGGAUUUAAAGGGAACCCAGUUAAAACCCAGUUAAACAGGGUGAGAUCCCUUUUUAAACAGAUAUAGACCACUCCAUUCACAUAGCUGUGUUGCCUUACGUACACACAAGACAGAGCUUGCGUUGCUAGGGUUACCCGUGAACAAAGAACAAUCUGAUUUUGACUUUGCUGGACAGAGAGAGUCCCAGACUGCGAUCGCAGAUAGUUUGUCCAAAAACUGACUGAGUCUUUGGGGAGUGAGCAUGCAUGCCAGACAGUGAUGUGAGAUUUUAUUUUGUUUACUUCUUUGUCGUAAGCACGGCGUUCCCUCACGUCAGCUACAGUGACAAGUGGCUGCCUGAGAGUGUAAUUCAGAGAUUUCAGGUGAAAGUUCUUAGAUAAACAAGCUAGCAACUGAAGGCAGGAUUUCAUUUGAACAGAGUUGUCUGAAAAGAAGAUGUCCGCAAUGGUUUACCCAAGAGAAGAGAAACUAGAGAAACUAACCCAGGAGGAGAUCAUCUCCAACACCAAGGUGGUGAUCCAGGGACUGGAGGCCCUCAAAAAUGAACACAACUCCAUCCUCCACAGCCUUCUGGAGACUAUCAAGUGCCUGAAGAAAGAUGAGGAGGCCAAUCUGGUUCAUGAGAAGUCCAGCCUGCUGCGCAAGUCAGUGGAAAUGAUUGAGCUCGGACUUGGAGAAGCUCAGGUGAUGAUGGCCCUGUCGAACCACCUGAAUGCAGUGGAGUCGGAGAAACAGAAGCUGCGUGCCCAGGUGCGGCGGCUGUGCCAGGAGAACCAGUGGCUACGGGACGAGCUGGCCAGCACCCAGCAGAAACUGCAGAAGAGCGAGCAGAGCGUGGCCCAGCUGGAGGAGGAGAAGAAGCACCUGGAGUUCAUGAACCAGCUCAAGAAAUACGACGAGGAUGUCUCUCCCACGGAGGAGAAAGAAGGCGAGCCUCCGAAGGAUUCUCUUGAUGAUCUUUUCCCCAAUGAUGAGGAAGAGCACAGCCAAGGAAAGCAACAUCAACACAACAGCGCAGCGGUGGCUGCAGCCCAGCAGGGUGGCUACGAGAUCCCGGCCCGUCUGCGCACUCUGCACAACCUGGUGAUCCAGUACGCCUCCCAGGGCCGCUACGAGGUGGCCGUGCCACUCUGCAAGCAAGCCCUGGAGGAUCUGGAGAAGACUUCAGGACACGACCACCCCGACGUGGCCACCAUGCUCAACAUACUGGCCCUGGUGUACAGGGAUCAGAACAAAUACAAAGAGGCUGCACAUCUACUCAAUGAUGCUCUAUCUAUCCGAGAGAAAACACUAGGCAAAGAUCAUCCUGCUGUUGCUGCUACACUUAACAACCUGGCUGUCCUGUAUGGCAAGAGAGGAAAGUACAAGGAGGCUGAGCCACUCUGCAAGAGAGCCCUUGAGAUCAGAGAAAAGGUCCUUGGAAAAGAUCAUCCCGAUGUAGCCAAGCAGCUGAACAACUUGGCACUGCUCUGUCAAAACCAGGGUAAAUAUGAGGAGGUGGAAUAUUACUACUGCCGCGCCCUCGAGAUUUACGAGUCCAGGUUGGGUCCUGAUGAUGCUAACGUUGCCAAGACAAAGAACAACCUGGCUUCCUGCUACCUAAAGCAAGGCAAAUACAAGGAGGCAGAGAUUCUGUACAAGGAGAUUCUCACCAGAGCCCACGAGAAAGAAUUUGGAUCUGUGGAUGCUGAAAACAAGCCGAUUUGGAUGCAUGCAGAGGAGAGGGAAGAAAUGAGCAAAGGUAAACACAGAGACAAUGCUCCCUAUGCAGAGUAUGGUGGCUGGUACAAAGCAUGUAAGGUUAAUAGCCCCACUGUCAACACUACCCUGAGGAACCUGGGAGCGCUGUACCACCGGCAGGGCAAGCUGGAGGCAGCAGAGACCCUUGAGGAGUGUGUCAUGAGAUCAAGGAAACAGAGCACCACAGGCACCGACCCCAUCAACCAGACGAGAGUAGUUGAAAUCCUCAAGGACAGAGACACUCCUGAACGGAGACGAAGCUGCGUGAAGUACGAGAGCGGCUCGGAGGGAGGCGAGGAAGUGAGUAUGGGAGUAGAUUGGAACGGGGACGGCAGUGGGGCCCUACGUAGAAGCGGGUCUCUGGGGAAAAUCCGAGAUGUUCUCCGGAGGAGCAGUGAGAUGCUGGUGAAGAAGCUGCAAGGAAACGGGCCUCCAGAACCACGAAACACGAACAUGAAACGUGCUGCCUCUCUGAACUACUUGAAUAAAACCAGCGAUGACUCUUUCCAGGGUUCCGCGAGGGGGGGGCUGGCAGAGAGGCGGGGGCUGAGCUCCAGCACUAUGGACCUUUCACACAACGACUCUCUCUACAGCACCAACUGACACGCAACUUUCCUUCCAGCACCACUUCCCGAGGAACAUUCAUGUUUUUAAGAGCCUAAAUAAAAGACUUGUUUUUAUGUUUGUGUAGCUGACCAGACGCCGGCCCCACUGCCUUCUGUUGUCCUGUGAAUGUGUUGUGUAAACUACCAGCAGGCAGUGUGGCAUUUGAAAAGAAGUGAAUGCAACCCCUGGGAGCAUGUUAAAGAUCAUUUUACUGUACUGCAUGGUACACAGUGCAGCAACAGAAAAUCAAGAGAUGUUAAAAGCUAAUGGGCUAAGCUCCCACCAUUUGUGGCUUCGCUGUCUUGCACCAAGAAACAUCAAUUACAUUAAAUCAUCUGUAUCUGCCAUACUAGGUUUUGUACAAAAGAGUGGGUUCCAAGGAAUUAGUGUGCAUGGUUUGAAACCAUCAAAUGUUUAUUCAGUUAGGUGACUCUAGAAAUGUUGGAAAUAUAAAAAAAAUCAUAGCUGUAGGCUGAACGAUUAUUUUACUUUGUAUAUUACUUUUAGCGUUAAAAGGUCUGCAUUAAUUUUAGGUCUUAUGUUGUCAUGAAAUAAUAGUAGCCCAUCUGGAAUAUAUAUAUUGCUUUCUGAAAGUUUUUAAGGAUUAAUCUGUAGCUGAAAAAUGCCUUCAUAUUUCAAGCCUCAUUUUCUGUGAAUUUAUGUAAAUGGGGGGGGGGGGGGGGGGGGGGGGGUUGAUUUUACAAACCAAAUAGUGCUUUUUAAAAUCUUAUUAGCAGUUGUUAACAUUUGCAACGGUAUCUUUGGUCCCCUGACUGUUUUGUGUAAAAUAUGAGUUCUUUGCUUACGGGAUAUGUAGAUUUGUCAAGUACCGCACCAUAGAUUUAGCAGUACUGCCUCCCAAUACCUUCUCGCUUCCUGUGCUCGCUUAGGAGGCCUUGUGUUGUUGUAGCACAAGAAUGGAGCCGGCAAUAGGGAGAGGCAGUUUGAGUCAUUAGUGUGGCACUUGAAAAAUAUGCAGAUCUCAUCGUCAGGGGAAAAAAGUCUGGGUUAUCAUUGUAUUUUACUUAUUUUCAUAGUAAUUGAGAGAUCAACAACAAGGGGGGCAGUCCCAACAAAUUUUUGUUUUCAAAAAGUUUAGCAUUGAAGCAGAACAUCUCGAUGACAGCUUUCAUCAUGAACUCAGAACAUGAUGAAAGCUGAUAAACCCGUCAGCCACACGUGUACACACAGCACAGGGAUACUCGAUAAGGACACUCUUUUUAUACAGCAUGUUCUGGAAGGCAGAUUGUGUCACAGAGGAUGCACAGAAUGCAUUGCAAUGGAAUACAUGCAGAUAAUGUACACAUGCAGAGGCAGGCGUUUGUAUAUAUUUAAUUCCUCUUUUAAAUUCCGUAGUUGUGACACUGUCAAAAUCGGUAUUGUUUUUAAUUAAAAACUGUUAGAAACUGUUAUAAAGCCCACUUUAGAUGUAAACAAUUUUGUAGAAUUUUUCAUUUGAUUGUUGUAAUCAUUUUGUUACUGUAAUUCAGUUAAACCUGAAAAUAAAUGUUAUUUUGAAAAGAUUUAAAGCACACGUUGUAUAUAUGAUUAUGUGCAUGAAGGCCAAAACUAGUAUGUGGAGGGUUCCAAUAAUUACUGUGUCAGUAUGUCAUGUCAUAAGCUUCUGCCGUUUGUAUGCUACCACACUUUGAGUAAUGUUAGUUUUGAGGCUUUGGAAUUUGCUUCUGUGAAAUUCACCUGCAGCAGAUCUGAUUGCACUGCCUGACCAGUGUCAAGUCACUGAGAUCCUUCUGCUUUUCUGUUAUUGUUGCUGAAUAGUUUCACACAACUCUCUCACGGCUGAUAUAUGCAUAGACUUUGGUCUUGUGGGUCACAUCACAUAACCAAAUACAUGAGCUAACAUUCUCUUAUUGUUAGAGUGUAUGCUUUGACAGUCUUGUUUUUGGCAACUGUUCGAAUCACUGCCAGGUUUUGUCAAGACUUUUGCAUUAUUUACUCUUCAGCAGCUAGGCUGGGGUUGCAAAGGGCUUGAAUUACACUACAGAUUAUGCAACUAUCAUACUUGUGUAGAAAUACACACAUUUGACUGAAUGAAAAGGGAGGCAUUCGAUUGUGAAUCAUGUUUUAAUGCUGUAUGGGGAAUAAUGGGCACGUCCGGUUUAUCUGCCUCUACAUUCGUGUUGUGGAUGAGAGUAAACUCAAUGGCGUAAGAUCUGAAUCUGGAGUGAUUCUCAGGGUCUGUCAAACCAGACUGGGGUUAGGGGUUCUCAUGAUGUUGCUACACAGCAUUUCUCACGCAGAUAUGACAAGACAAAAGGGUUAGGUUAUGCAUACAACUGGCCACAGUAAACUACAGCCAGAUCCAAACCUAAUGUUGCAGUGGAGAGGAGCGAGCGCUCAGGCGCAGUGAUGUGGUGUAAGUAUGUAAUAUGGGUUCCUGGCCGUUGUAGUUGACCUGCUACUGCUGAAAAAUAAAAUACUUUAAAAUUGGAUUGAAAUGCCUGGUUUAAUUGCUUUAGUAAAACUUAUAUGAUUAAAAAAAGUAAGCUGUUUACACCUUCUGCCAUGCAUGUAUAUAAUCCAGUCAUGUCUGAAUAUGCACAUUAUGGUUUUUACUUUAGUAAAAAUUGUAUGAUUCUUUCAGAAUCGUACAAUGUGCAAUCAGUAUAUAUUUUAUUUUUAUUUCAAAUGUUGACAAAAAUAAAUACAUUCAAAUCAAAUGAAAUUGGAAAGCUCUACAAAGCUCUACAAAUGGUACGAAUUUAAAGCAUUAAGAAUCAAACCUAAAAUUAUCUGUAUUUUGCUAAAUGUAGUUAAAUGUAUGUUCUUGAAUUAAUAUUUACUUCCUUACAAAUGUCUUCAUUGGAAACACUGUGCUUUUCAUACGUUUGCUGCUCCAAGCUUAAGGGACUGUACCUUUUAGGGUUCAUUAAAAUGUUUUCGUUCAGAAGUAACACUUUGUAUAAUAGACCAUAUCCUAAUAACACUUAUGCACUGUUACUGGUGCCUGUUUGUAUCUAUAGGAAAUGCCAUUGCAUGUUUUUGUGCUUGCUGUGAAACAGGACCAGAACUUAGAGGCUUUCAAAUGUACCAGGACAAUUAGUUCAUUACAAAUGGAUGGUAAUCUUAAAAAACAGACCUCUCCUGAAAGUCACAGUUCCUUAAAGAAUGGUCUGGCUCUUGUCUGAAGUAUUGUUUUACUCAUGUGUUUAUUUGUGUUUGCUCAGGGUCAGUUUAAAUUUCAUGCAAUCCUAAAGGUGUUUUAUUUUUGUUAAUUUUUUUUAUUUAUUUUUAUUUUUUAAUUACCAGGACACCGAAUGAUUUUACCAGCAUGUUAACUGCUUAACUCAAUAAAUUAUGAACCUGUCA